AUUACUUUUUGGCCAACCCAAUAUAUGUGAUCACAGUUACGAAGGUAAUGUGCGUUCUUUACUUCGAACGGGAUUGGAAGCCGCCCAAGAACAUGGCCGCUUGGGAUGCGCAAGCCAAUCUGCGCGGCCGAUUCGAAAACGGGUGCUUGUCCCUACUGUAUAUCCUGAUACCGUGGUUGCGUUAUAAAAUUAUCGUACCCCAUAUAUAUUUCUGCUGCAGAAACUCGCAAUAACGCGGUUUUCCAGAAGCUUCCCCAAGUACAUUCGAGUCAAAGUGUAUCUCGAGCAUCGAAGGAAAUUGGCAAAGUAAGUGAGAACAAAGCUCGAGUGAAAUUCGACGUUUUUUAUUUUCGCAGCGUCUUUUACUUUUGCAACGACUCCCAUGCGAGCCAUCGGAAAACGGUCGCGGUUCGACGUUGGACCAGAGCUCUACGUUGAACGACGAGAGUGCGCGACGCUUGAACACGUGACUAACCACGGCGCCCGCACGAUUGGCUAAACUGAUGCACGGGCCUUGAAGAGCGCGACAAGUGGCGUUAGGCACCAGUGUGGAUCGCGCACGGCACUGCGCCAGUACGUUCGCACGGAAACUGCGCGUCGCGUGCCAUCUUGGCGGUUCGUCCAUCUCGCAUUCAGCCGCACCCGGCAUUGCACCUCUUUGUUUUUAUCGAAAUUCGCCGUACAGCUGGCGACACGCGCGCGUCGCACCGCGCGCAAACGAUUCCGCAGCGCUCGACGAAGGAGACGACAGCGCGUACGCAGCGUUAUGCCGUAUCUUCUCGAGGGGCAGAAGGCUCUCGGUCGUCCCCGGCAGCGGGCCGUUAAGAAGGAGAAGGCCGGCCGGAGCGCGAGGGGCGGAGAGAGACCGCGAAGCGUCGCGCCCCAGAUAUCGGUACGGAUGACGAAGAUGCAGCAGCACCCGGUGGCAGCGGCGCGGAUAGCGCACGAGGAGCACAUACUGGAGGCGAUCGAUCAGCUGCGUCGCCGCAAAGCGCGCCCCGACGCCGAUCGCAUCUGCAAUUAUCUGCUGCGCAAGUUCUCGGUGGAUGCGCGCGACACGAUCGCCGAUCUCCACAGGCUGAUCGAGGUCGAGAAGGUGAUCCAGGUCGACUACAAGGGCAACACCAGCUACCGCAACGCGAAGAAGUGGUCGCGCCUGCAGCUCUUCAAGAACCGGCCGGAGGGCUUCCUCAAGGAGAAACUGAACUCGGGCAUGGUGUCGAGCGCGGUCGCCGAGCUCGUCGUCGAGGAGCCCGAUUACCUCGACCAGGGCGUACCGGCCGGGCGUCUGAUCGAGCAGCUGCUCGACGGCGUCUCGAGUCCGACGUCGCGCCGCGUGGUCGAGGAGUUCCUCGGUCGGGAGGUCGCGAGCGGCAACCUCGCGCGCCUGUCCAAUGGCAAUUACUCGCUAGUGGCGACGUCGGACAUGGCGACGGAUGCGACGCCGCGACGCGGCAGCGGCGGCGGCGACUCGCAGCCCGCGUCCACCGCCGUCGCGCCUCGCGCCGCGGAGAACGGCGAUGCGGCGCAACGUCGCGUCGGCAGGGACGCCGCGAGCGACGGCACCAAUGGUGUAACGACCGCAGCGACGACGACGACGACGACGGCGUCUGCGACCGCGGCGGCGGCGGAACUCUACGAGUUCAACGAGACGGACAACCUCACCGACACCACGUCCGGGUCGAACACGCCGCGAUCGCGGCAGGCCAGCAACAGUCCGAAAUUGGAUCGACAGCUGCGACAGGAACAGCGGCAAGAUUGCAUCAAGAAGGAGGAAUGCUACGAGAUCAUCGUCGGCAGGAAGGACGCAGUCGAGGAUCGCAGAAGCGAGUCGCCGCGAUCCGUCGAGAUGGCCUGCAACGGCGGCGACGUCGCCGAACAGCAGGAGACAGCGAUGCCGCCGACGGCGACGGUGCCGAACGUGGGGAACGAGGUGAAGGAGGAGGCCAAGAGCAACGACGCGCGGACGAUGCCUAACCUCAAAAGAUCCGCGAAAGCCGAGCGCAAGCAGCGUCUCUUCGCGAGGACGGACGAUCGGAUGGACAUCGAGUUCAAGUUCGAGGACUAUCAGCAGGCUGGCAAGGAGGAACCGGAGAAGCGCGAGGAGGCCGGCCGUCGGUCGAGCGAGGAUCGCGAGGACGAGGACGCCGGCAGGAGUUCGUCAACGAACACGUCCCCGACUCCGUCCAACGUAAACGCUGGUGGAAUUCGCAGUGCCAGGAGAAAGAGAGCCAGAAAGGUGUUUGAUCCGUCAGACAACAACCUGGUGAAGCGCAAACGCGGCAGGCAGCCAAGUAGUCAUAACAAAAACUCCCUGAUACAAGAUUCCCAGGACACUGCCAAGACAACUGUCAAGGAUGGCCCGUACAGACAGUGCAGCCUUUGCGCGAAGGAGAAGCAAGAGGCUCUGGUGGCCUGCAGGGACUGCACUGUACGAGCACAUCCGAGCUGCAUUUACAGUCCAGAAGAGAUACUUCAGAAGGCCAACAGCAACUGGCAGUGCGAACGCUGUAAAACUUGCACCAUAUGCUGCGAGACCUCUGACGCCGGUCCCCUAGUAACCUGUUUUGGCUGCGAUGAGGCCUAUCACUAUUUUUGCCACGCGUCGCGUGUCACGAUAUCAAAGUCAAAUUCUAAAUGGUACUGUAACGAAUGCACGCAGAAGCAACAAUGCAAAACUAACGACAACGGCAACCAAAACGGCAAUUCGAUGAAUGGAGUGAGCAGGUCGAACAGCCCGACCAAUGCGCCCAUCUUACCGCCAGUCUUGAGUCCGCAGGUGUCUCCCGCUAGAGCUUCCUCCGAGCAAAUGGAGGAGGAAGGCCUCAGAGGUCAGCCCAUCGAUCCGAAUAUUCCUGACGCGAGGAACUGGACUUCGGAACAGGUGUAUCAGUAUUUCGCUAGGCUAUUUCCCAAAGAAGCUGAAGUCUUCAGGCAACAGGAGAUCGACGGCCAUGCGCUCAUCAUGAUGAGUCGGAUGGACGUGCUACGCGGGCUCGGUUUGCUCCUGGGUCCUGCUUUAAAAAUCUACCGACACGUCCUGAAGCUUCAAAUGCGCAGGGACGAUCCCGAGCUCUAUUGGCAAUAAUAAUACGAACGCGAUUGUCUUGCAAAAUCGAGCCGCAUGGCGUUACACGCGACACGUGUAGUCUAUAAGGUUUUAAUUUGCAUCGCACAAAUUAAAGCCUUAUAACUCGAGGUAACGAUGUAACUGCUGCGAUUUAUAGAUAUGGUCCACAUUAUACACACGAUACAAUGAUGUCGCGAGCUGCGUCGCUAGAGACCUCUUGU
Molecule: messenger RNA, 3291 nt
Organism: Ooceraea biroi (clonal raider ant)
Lineage: Eukaryota; Metazoa; Arthropoda; Insecta; Hymenoptera; Formicidae
Gene: Lint-O
Product: L(3)mbt interactor in ovarian somatic cells
Biological process (GO): negative regulation of DNA-templated transcription
Cellular component (GO): nucleus
Molecular function (GO): DNA binding; histone binding; chromatin binding
Source: RefSeq, a predicted model, not a curated record